AUGGCUCCCGAUAUGCAAAUGCGCUGGCAAGACCAGAAAGUAGUGAAGAAAGAUGGACUCUGGAUGGUCGAAGGGAGACCAUUUCCUAGACUUGAACCAGUCUUCCAAGAGUCUCCAGCAAAUGCCCCAAAUCAUUAUAUCCUGGCAACAAAGGUUGUUUCACCCGUCAACUCUGCCACACCACCUCAUACCCAUGGCGGAGCAGCAGUCACCGCCAUCAUGACCAAAGGGAAAAUGCUCAACCAAAUGGUCUGCCCAUGCCAUGAGCCAGAUUCUCAGGGCACUGGUCCAAAGAUCUAUUCUGUUGGUGAUUCCUGGUAUGAGCCACCUGGAUGUCAUCACGUCCGGUCCGAAACUGUUGGCGAUGAGGAUGCAGAAUUCACUGCCAUCUUCAUGGUGGAAAAAGAGACAAUUGACAAGCAAGGCCUGAUGGGAUUGGUCGUCAUUGAUGCUGCGGUUGAGGAAGCAAAAAAGGCAUCCGGUGCAUAG
Exophiala mesophila is the source of this 489-nucleotide messenger RNA. RefSeq lists its product as uncharacterized. The record is from RefSeq and is a predicted model, not a curated record. The coding region runs from base 1 to 489 and encodes 162 amino acids. Lineage: Eukaryota; Fungi; Ascomycota; Eurotiomycetes; Chaetothyriales; Herpotrichiellaceae. The transcript is spliced from 2 exons.